Propithecus coquereli (Coquerel's sifaka) is the source of this 1586-nucleotide messenger RNA. RefSeq names its product 25-hydroxyvitamin D-1 alpha hydroxylase, mitochondrial (gene CYP27B1). Gene Ontology annotation, biological process: cortisol metabolic process; cellular response to peptide hormone stimulus; glucocorticoid biosynthetic process. Gene Ontology annotation, molecular function: iron ion binding; heme binding; monooxygenase activity. The coding region runs from base 31 to 1557 and encodes 508 amino acids. NCBI's taxonomy places the organism in Eukaryota, Metazoa, Chordata, Mammalia, Primates, Indriidae. The record is from RefSeq and is a predicted model, not a curated record. Gene Ontology annotation, cellular component: mitochondrial inner membrane. The transcript is spliced from 9 exons.
CUCUCUUUCGUGGGCCCCCUGAACCUCACCAUGACCCAGGCCCUCAAGUUCGCUGCCAGAGUGUUCCAUCGCGUCCGCUGUACUCCUGAGCUGAGCGCCUCGCGGGACUACAGAAACUACGACUCAGCACCCCGGCGCUUGGCAGACAUCCCAGGCCCCUCCACACCCAGCUUUCUGGCUGAACUUUUCUGCAAAGGGGGGCUGUCGAGGCUACAUGAGCUGCAGGUGCAGGGCGCUGCGCGCUUCGGGCCAGUGUGGUUGGCCAGCUUCGGGACGGUGCGCACGGUGUACGUGGCCGCUCCUGUCCUCGUCGAGCAGCUGCUGCGACAGGAAGGACCCCGGCCAGAACGCUGCAGCUUCUCGCCCUGGGUCGAGCACCGUCGCCACCGCCAGAGAGCUUGCGGACUGCUCACCGCGGAAGGCGAAGAAUGGCAGAGGCUCCGCAGUCUUCUGGCCCCGCUCCUCCUUCGGCCUCAAGCGGCCGCAGGCUAUGCCGGGACCCUGGACAGCGUGGUGCGUGACCUUGUGAGACGACUGAGGCGCCAGCGGGGACGUGGCACCGGGCCGCCCGCCCUGGUUCGGGACGUGGCGGGAGAGUUUUACAAGUUUGGACUAGAGGGCAUAGCCGCGGUGCUGCUGGGUUCGCGCCUAGGCUGCCUGGAGGCAGAAGUGCCGCCGGACACAGAAGCCUUCAUCCGCGCUGUGGGCUCGGUGUUUGUGUCCACGCUGUUGACCAUGGCGAUGCCCAGCUGGCUACAGCGCCUUGUGCCGGGGCCCUGGGUCCGCCUCUGCCGAGACUGGGACCAGAUGUUUGCAUUUGCCCAGCAGCACGUGGAGCGGCGAGAGGCAGAGGUAGCCAUGAGGAACCGAGGAAAGUCUGAGGAGGACAUGGGACCUGGGGCGCACCUGACCUACUUCCUGUUCCGAGAAGAGUUGCCUGCCCAGUCCAUCCUGGGGAAUGUGACAGAGUUGUUACUGGCCGGAGUAGACACGGUGUCCAACACACUCUCCUGGGCUCUGUACGAGCUCUCCCGGCACCCUGAAGUCCAGACAGCACUCCACUCAGAGAUCACAGCUGCCCUGGGCCCUGGCUCCAAUGCCCACCCCCCAGCCACUGCUCUGUCCCAGCUGCCCCUGCUGAAGGCUGUGGUCAAGGAAGUGCUAAGACUGUACCCUGUGGUACCUGGAAAUUCCCGUGUCCCAGACAAGGACAUUCAUGUGGGUGACUAUAUUAUCCCCAAAAAUACGCUGGUCACUCUGUGUCACUAUGCCACUUCAAGGGACCCUGCCCAGUUCCCAGAGCCAAACUCUUUUCGUCCAGCUCGCUGGCUGGGGGAGGACCCAGCCCCCCACCCAUUUGCAUCUCUUCCCUUUGGCUUUGGCAAGCGCAGCUGCAUAGGGAGACGCCUGGCAGAGCUUGAGCUACAAAUGGCUUUGGCCCAGAUCUUGACCCAUUUUGAGGUACAGCCUGAGCCAGGUGCUGCCCCAAUCAGACCCAUGACCCGGACUGUCCUGGUACCUGAGAGGAGCAUCAAUCUACAGUUUGUGGACAGAUAGUCCUGUGGAAGGAGGCUGUUAACAUCACC